AUGAUAUGGUACUUAAAUGCACCACGAAAUUGCGUCAACAAGCGUGAGAUCUCGAAAAUAACGCAGCUCCAUCACUAUAAACGCGUCUCACGCAUUUCAAAAGAAACAAUUGCUAGCAUCCACCAUAUGCUGCAAAUACAUGGCAAACUAGCGAUAUUGGGUAUAUUCGUGCAUGUAGUGUUAUUGUAUUCAAUAUUUGAUAUAUAUUAUUCAUCACCUUUGGUUACAGGCCUCCGUCCAUAUUCUAUCACUACUGAGAAAGGCCUAGCCGAUCGUUUAGUCAUUUUCUCAGCUGAUGGUUUGCGAGCUGAUACUUUCUUCAGUCAUCCUGAAAAGUCACCAUUCUUGCACGAAGUUAUUAAUUCAGGCAAGGGUUUCUGGGGUAUAAGCGUAAGUCAUGUGCCGACCGAAUCACGUCCUGGCCAUGUAGCAAUGCUUGCUGGGUUUUUUGAAGAUGUCAGUGCUGUUGCUCGUGGUUGGAAGCAUAAUCCGGUUCCAUUUGAUAGCAUCAUAAAUAGGUCUCGAGAAGCAUUUGCUUUUGGUAGUCCGGACGUUGUCCUGAUAUUUACAGAUGAUGUCAGACAUGCUACUGCGAUGGUUUAUUCCUCCACAUUAGAAGAUUUCCAGCAAAACGAUGCUGCACAACUGGACCGAUGGGUAUUCAGAGAAAUAGAAGAACUUCUGAACAGCACAGAUGUGACUACUAUGAAACGCCUUGCCUCUGAUCGCCUUGUAUUUUUUCUGCAUUUAUUGGGAUUGGACACAAAUGGACACGGUCAUAAACCACAGUCAGAUAAGUACAUUAAUAAUAUUGCAGUCGUUGAUGCAGGAAUUGCAAGAGUGGUACAGUUACUAAACGAUUUCUAUGCUGAUAACAGGACAGUCUUCUUAUUCACCUCAGAUCACGGGAUGACAGAUUGGGGUUCACAUGGUGCCGGUACAGAAGCCGAAUUGAUUACACCAUUAGUGAUUUGGGGUCGUGGUAUACGUGGCAGCGCUGUAAGAAAUAAAAUUAGUCAAAUUGAUCUGUCACCGCUGAUGUCUGCUUUGCUUGGUUGCCCGAUUCCAAUGAAUAGUUUUGGCACUGUACCUUUACAUCUGCUAGAUGCAACACCGAGAUACAAAUUUGCGGUGGCAUACGCUAAUUUCAAGCAGAUGUUGGAGCAGUUUAUUCUGAAAAAGAAUGAAAAAGAAUCGCAUUCAUUGCCUUUUAUGUUUCGUGAUUUUGACCAACUCCAUCCAAACAUAUUACUCACCAUUGAGAGCGAAAUCAAAAGACUUGUGACACAAAAUAGAUUUGACGCAGCUGUAGCAGUAUGCGUGCAGUGGAUUCCGAUUCUUCGAACUGGUUUAAUUUAUUUUCAUCGUCAUGACCAAAUGUUCUUAGGAAUUGCUGUGGCUUCCACUUUUAUCACAUGGAUAUUAUGCGUUUAUUUCAUCACAUUGAAGCGUUCUCCCACAAUUUUGAAAGAUAAUGAUGUGUUAAUUCUAAACCUGAAACAAUUUACCGUUGUUGGUUCCAUGUUUGGCUUAUUAUUGCUUUGUGGACUACCAUUUACGCAUACAAGUAAGGAAAAAAUGGCUUUUGUUGUGCGUCUAUUGGUUGUUGUUAGCUAUUGCAGUUGCUAUAAUUCUUGUGAUCAUUGUUUCCGCAUUUAUUUAUCGUCAAAUAUUAUCGAUAGUGUUCUUGGUCUUAGGAAAUGGAUAUGGUUGAUAUGUUGUUUGGGUAUUGCUAUAUAUCCUCAGUUCCCUGUGGUUGGACAAACUCCACUACCCACAGUUUGUGCAUUAUCGUCUUUCUUUACUUCGCUGUUGAUUUUUUGGAUCUCUAAUUCCUCGGUGUUGUCAUCAACAAAAGUGCUCUUCCGGUACCAUUCAGCUCUACAUCUUCUUGCUACAAUCAUCGUAAUUCUUGUGGAUGCUUUCGGGGAUUAUAAGUUGUUGUUAAUGCUAUUACGCUCAGUUUGUUGGCUUUUAAUUCCUGUCGCAGCAGUUUUACCACUGUUAUCAUCUCGGUCAGUUAUCAUUCGUCUUAUCUGCUGGUUCUCAUCGCUUAUGUUACCAUACGGUUUGCUGAGUUUAUCAUACGAAUCAUCAUUUAUGUUGAUUCUAUUCACUCUUCUCGCUACGUAUGUACGAUUGGAAUUUGGAUAUAUGAAUGAUAAUGAAUUUCUAGCUAUGUCAUUGCCAGAAACAGAUAAUAAGAAGCUGGUAGCAGGUGUUAGUGAUACGAAUUUCAUUGAAUGGCUUCAGGGCCUAAACUUGGUAAUCCUUAUUGAAGCAGCUUUCUUCGGUACCGGUAAUAUAGCCUCAUUAAACAGUUUUAAUCCGUCAUUUCUACGGUGCUUUAUAUCUGUAUUUUCCCCAUUUACAAUGACAGCUAUGUUAAUUUUCAAAAUAUCCUUACCAAUUUUGGCCGUUGCUUUUACAUACGCCGUUAUUGUGCGAUUAAAAAAGAUCUUAAUUGCGAAGUUAUCGAUGAUACUGCUAAUCAUCUCCGAUACAAUGGCUCUGAUCUUCUUUUUUCGACUAGUGGAUGAAGGAAGUUGGAUGGAUAUUGGCAGCAGUAUAAGUCAUUAUUUAGUGUGCAUGUUAUUAACUGUUAUAGUAUAUCUUUUGUUGAAUUUUACUGAGUAUUUGCUUUCUCUUUCGUUGAGUAAAGUCAUGUUCAAUGAAGGGACGGUAUUCGAACGGAAACGUAUACACUCGCUGACCUUGAAAUUAAAGAAAGAUAUCGUUUAA
Molecule: messenger RNA, 2742 nt
Organism: Acanthocheilonema viteae
Lineage: Eukaryota; Metazoa; Nematoda; Chromadorea; Rhabditida; Onchocercidae
Source: the annotation of a GenBank genome assembly